Pyricularia oryzae 70-15 is the source of this 309-nucleotide messenger RNA. RefSeq lists its product as uncharacterized. The transcript has 3 exons. Lineage: Eukaryota; Fungi; Ascomycota; Sordariomycetes; Magnaporthales; Pyriculariaceae. The record is from RefSeq and is a predicted model, not a curated record. Bases 1 to 309 code for a protein of 102 amino acids.
AUGACUGUCGGAGAUCUUGGCAGGAGAGCUUCGGACGCCGAGGACGCCGGCAAGAAGAGGCUCAAAAUGCAAGUUUGGAAGGAGUACGGUGUCGUGUUGCCUUCAGGUAAUGGGAGACAACUUGCCUCAAGGCUCAAGGCUCAAAAAUGUGCGGCUUGUAGCAUGCUUGAUGAUUGGGGAUCACUCAAGGUCGCGGCCAUGGAUGGCGCCGCGAGUGUACUCCCAUCUACUUGGGGGCUAUGCAUCGUGGGGCCUCAUAAAAGGGGGUUUUUAAAUUUUCGACAUAACCGUGGACCUGCGAAUUCCUGA